AUGCUCACCGUACCUCACCGGUAUGUGAAUACGAUGGACCCCAUCAGAGACCCAAAUGUCUAUAUACACCUACCCAACGGUGCCGCUUCACGUCAAUUUGCUAUUCCCGCCCAUUCGAGCACAAUUCAACAUGGACGCCAACGCUCUAGUGGUCUCAGCUAUGUCGAACAUGAAAUGUUAAGGCAGCGGAAAACACCCAACGGUAGACUGUUCGAGCAAGAUACUGCCGCGAUAGACAAGAAUGUCCAGUUCCCGGCUUCCAAGCAUGUCUUACUGUCUUCAUCACCCAACUUUCAACACCCCAGUCUUCCCUUCAGCUCACAAUGGCCAGUCUCCAACCAGUCACAGCGGACGGGAAGCACUCUUGGAGCCGAUUUUGGAAGAGAGGGAAGACAAGACGUACAAUCUCAGCCCUAUGGGACAUCCAAACCAUAUUCAUACCGACCGGCUUGGGAUUUCCCCGGCGGAUUGGACUCGGUGCUCAAUCAAACGCUCCCAAUACAUCCGACGCAGCGGUAUUACGUUCAACAUGGAACCAAUGUCCCCACUGUCCUUCCAUCUACUCUGCACUCUCCAUUCGGCCCCACAGCAUCCGCUGGUCAAGUGUUGUAUGGGCCCUAUUGGCCUGACGGUACCUACAAUCCAUAUCGACCGGCCGCCGUUCGAGACAGUCGAUUCUUCCCACGAGCUCCUGCAGAAAGAUUCCCUCUAGAUCACAUUCAACACUCCCAAACCCUUCGGAAACCAGCGCGACUUCCAGUUGUACCAAACCAUGCUUAUUUGCACAAUAUCCACCCGCAGAUGUUGGGUACCCCGUUGAGUUCUGUAGAAUCACCCUCGUCAAAAUGGAAUCUUGCACAGAAUAUAUACCAGAGCCCACAGUAUCCCUACCCCUAUCAAUUCUCGACACCCGACCACUCCAUGUCUGGUCCGAUGACCGUGACGAGACCGACCUUGGCUUCGCUCAUACCGAGUGCGAGCUCGGAACGGAUCGCUUUUAGGGAUAAGACCUUUGCCUGGGCCAACAAGAUAUACAAGGAUCUACUUCAAACAAUCCGAUGCAGUACGAAAGAUCACCGGACAAAUUCAUCGGAUAGCCGGUCAACGAUGAAACCUGCCAUCUUCCCGAAGCCGCCGAGGAGAACGGGAUCGCAUUUCCAGAACGAUUCAGCCGACAAAUCCACUCGACCACGGGACAAUUCGAAUCCAUUCCUUCGUACAGGGGGUGAUCCGUCGAUCUAUGAUACCCCUUCCCGCCCUCAGACCGCCAUCUUUAGACCUCAACCAAAUCAGUCCGGGCCCCAAUUUCAGUCUUCCCUCAACCACACCGAGUCGAACAAUCUUCCUGGAUACCAGUAUCCACCCCGAGACCGAAUUCCCGAGGUGCGACAACCCGGUGCCGCGACUGUGCCAGAUCUGUAUGCUCGACCGCCUUCUUACGAGUCCGCCAUCUCGGCGCUGAAUACGAUGGAAUUACUCUGUCAAGAGGCCGAUACUCCUUGGGUAGAUGGAAUGUUGUUGGUGGGAUGCCUGGCAUACGGACUAGGUAAUUAUGCCAAAGCUGAAGAGUGGUAUCGAGCAGUGUUGAAACAGGACCCCGGUCAUAUUGAAGCCAUGUCCAAUCUUGCAGCAACGUGCCAUGCUCUGCACCGCCGCGAGGAUGCACUUAAGUACUGGUCAGACGCAGUGAGCUUGCGGCCAAGCUACUUUGAAGCAGUCGAACAUCUCAUCGGACUAUUAUGCGCAAGUCAUCGCGCAAGAGAAGCCGUCAGCGUUAUCGAAUACGUGGAAAGUACCUUGCGAAUACGAAACGAAGACCCCCAUGCCUCUUGGGGUGAACUGAGUGAUACAGAAAGCGACACUCGAAGCCAUACCUCCAGUGUUGCUACGGUUGCUUCCUAUGAUAAUGGUCAUUCUGAUGUUGACUUCGAUUUCCACACUCCAACCGCUGGCACGGGUUCGGAGAGUCAAUCACCUGGCUUUGGUUCAAGCGGCUACGCGAUCCCCGGUGCAGAUAAUGGACGUAUGCUGGCUCUCAUCCACGCCAAAGGCAACAUGCUCUAUGCGCUGGGUAAUAAUCAUGGAGCGGCGGCGGCAUUCGAAGACGCUGUCCUGAUCUCCACCGGUCAAAGAAAGCGAGGCAUUCGAGGUUUGAUCAGCGAGAUUCUGCGGGCAUGUUUGUGCAGCAUUAGGGACCCCGAGUACGUUCGUUCCAAACUUGAAGGCAAGGAACCAAUUUUACUGGCGCCCGAGCAUGCCGAAGCCACGGCCAGACACAUGUUUCCCCCCGAGGGUGACCUACCUGGACUGGAACACGUCACGCCUCCUUUCGCUGUGCAGGCUGCCGUCUCGACCACCAGCAAUUCCUUGCUUUCCCUGGCCAAAAUAUACCAAGAUGGCAUGUCCAACGCUACCGACAUCGGCAGCCUGAGGUCCCCGAGCACACGAGAAAUUCUCGCCUUGUACUAUCUGUCUCUUUCCCUCCAGCGAAGUCCGUCGACCGCAAACAAUGUUGGAAUAUUGCUCGCAAGUGUUCAGCAGAGCGCCCAUCCUGCUCAUCUUGCGGAUUCAAAUUUUUCGCAAAUUUCCAACAUCCCGGGCGUCGUUGCUGGCAGUGGGAUUUCUUUGGCUUUGAUGUACUACAACUAUGGCCUCAAUAUCGAUCAGAAGCACGCUCACUUGUUCACGAACUUGGGCAGUUUGCUCAAAGACAUCGGUCAACUUGGAGCUGCGAUCAAGAUGUACGAACGAGCCGUGAGUUGUGACGGAAACUUUGACAUUGCAUUGGCAAAUCUUGCGAAUGCGGUGAAAGAUCAGGGUCGGGUGGCAGACGCCAUUGUGUACUACCGACGAGCUGUUGCGGCAAAUCCUGACUUUGCUGAAGCCGUCUGUGGACUGGCAACUGCUCUGAACUCCGUCUGCAGCUGGAACGGUCGCGGUGGAAUCUGUGCGAGUGAUAGAUUCCUCGAUCGAUUACACGUCGACGAUAAUGGUAUGAAGCAUGAGCCAUCUCAGCCAUACGGUUGGAUCAAUCGUGUGGUUGAGAUUGUCGAAAAGCAGCUCAAAGAUGGUGAGAACUGGGGAUGUGGAACACUAACUCCUAGUGUGAUCGAGUCACUUUCACUUCAGCUCAGUCAUCACAAGCAAUCUCCUCAAGACAACCGUGGGCGAACUCAUUUGUCGGAGACUCUGCGUCAAGCUCUUCGAUUCUGGUCUGGGCAGAAAUGGGAGGGUUCUCGAAUCGUCCGGCUGGUCGAACGCGCAAUCCGCCAGAUUGGAUGGCAGUGGUACCAAGAUCGUUACAAAGAGCACAAAGAGUACCCUGCACGCAAAUACACGCGUCCGCAGCUACCAAAUUCUCUGUCUCCUCCUUCGGCACCCACGGUUCUGCCUUUCCAUACCUUUACCGCACCGCUGUCGGCAAAACAAGUUCGACAGAUAUCGCAAAGAAACGCCUUGCGGAUAUCUGUCUGUACUCUUCGAUCCGCCUGGCUUCCGGCAACCGUAUUCCCACCGCCCUCGCCACCGAAUCCGUGUUUGAAUGUUGGCUAUGUCAGUUCGGAUUUCAACAACCAUCCAUUGGCACAUUUGAUGCAAUCGGUCUUUGGUCUUCAUGAUCCAUCCCGAGUCCGAGCCAUCUGUUACGCGACAACUGCCUCGGACGGUUCCGUUCAUCGACAACAAAUCGAACGGGAGGCUCCAGUGUUCUAUGAUGCAUCUGCUUGGAGCGUUGAGCGACUGGUCCAUCAGAUCGUCAAAGACAACGUCCACAUUCUCGUCAAUCUCAAUGGAUACACUCGAGGUGCGAGGAAUGAGGUCUUUGCCGCUCGACCUGCACCAAUCCACAUGUCUUUCAUGGGCUUCGCCGGCACUUUGGGAGCUGAAUGGUGCGAUUAUGUCUUCGCUGAUACCAUAUCUGUUCCCCCCAACACACUCGCCCCCUGGCGCCGAAAUGUGGACAUUGAGGACCGACUGAGACCCGAUUCACUGGUUGAAGGUGCCGAGGACUGGGUGUACUCCGAGAAUGUCAUCUUUGCUCGUCACUCGUUCUUUUGCGUGGACCACAAACAGAGUGCACCUGAUUCAGAACAGGGACCCCCCAAUCUCAAAGACCCGGCGAGUCGAGAAGCGGCCUGGGAACAGGAACAAGCAAAGCGCUGGAAGCUCCGGAAAGAACUGUUCCCUACGUUGUCAGAUUCAGCGGUCAUCCUGGGCAAUUUCAACCAACUGUACAAAAUUGAUCCUGCUACGUUCGAUAUGUACCUGCAGAUUCUCCAGAUGGUCCCCAACGCGAUCCUGUGGUUACUCCGUUUUCCCGAUCUCGGAGAGCAGAAUCUUUUGCGGUAUGCACGUGAUUGGACCAACCCAGAAGUUGCGUCUAGAGUUGUGUUCACCGAUGUGGCCGCCAAAGGGGCGCAUAUCACGCGUGCCUCGGUCGUGGAUUUAUUUCUGGACACGCCAGAAUGCAACGCUCACACCACGGCUGCUGAUGUGGUCUGGUCUGGCACUCCGAUUGUGACAUGGGGCAAAUGGAAAUAUAAAAUGUGCAGCCGCAUGGCAGGAAGCAUCGUCGCAAGCGCAUUACCCGAGGGUCGCGAAGGAGACGAUGCCCGCCGCGUUUUACUUGUCAAGAGCGAGAAGCAAUAUAUUGACACCGCAAUCGCACUUGCGAAGGGACUCAGGUAUCCUGCAACCGAUUUGGCCGGACAGAAGGUUGGCAGAGGCAAGGGCCGUCUGGUGGAUCUCCGCCGUAUGCUAUGGGAAGGGCGUUGGAAUAGUCGACUCUUCGACACGAAGCGCUGGGUGCGUGACCUAGAAAAGGCGUAUUGGAAGGCUUGGGAAAACUGGGAAAAGGGCGAAGGUGGUGACAUUUGGUUAGGAUGA
Rhinocladiella mackenziei CBS 650.93 is the source of this 4884-nucleotide messenger RNA. RefSeq lists its product as uncharacterized. The record is from RefSeq and is a predicted model, not a curated record. The coding region runs from base 1 to 4884 and encodes 1627 amino acids. Gene Ontology annotation, biological process: protein O-linked glycosylation. NCBI's taxonomy places the organism in Eukaryota, Fungi, Ascomycota, Eurotiomycetes, Chaetothyriales, Herpotrichiellaceae. Gene Ontology annotation, molecular function: protein binding; glycosyltransferase activity. The transcript has a single exon.